AUGUUAAAGAAAUUUAUUGUCGUAGCAGCUACAGGUAUUGCUUCUGUAGCAGCCUCUACGUGCUCUAAAGUCGAUUACUGCGAGUGUCACUACCCUAAAGCUGACAACCCAAAUGAAUAUUGGCGAUGUUGGACACACGUGGGGGACCAAAUCGGUCAAGCAGGCACGCUAAAGUAUAAUUGCAAUCCUACUUCGAACAACCCAACCGGCCACGGCUGCCCUGAUCUACAUCUUGGCCAGAAAUUUUCGUACAACCACUGUAUCACAGUUGGCGUGCGCCAUCAGCGAGACGCUUGCGGACAGUCAGCUUAG
Molecule: messenger RNA, 312 nt
Organism: Ascochyta rabiei
Lineage: Eukaryota; Fungi; Ascomycota; Dothideomycetes; Pleosporales; Didymellaceae
Exons: 2
Coding region: 1-312 (103 amino acids)
Source: RefSeq, a predicted model, not a curated record